Halichondria panicea is the source of this 1338-nucleotide messenger RNA. RefSeq lists its product as uncharacterized. The record is from RefSeq and is a predicted model, not a curated record. The transcript has a single exon. NCBI's taxonomy places the organism in Eukaryota, Metazoa, Porifera, Demospongiae, Suberitida, Halichondriidae. Bases 101 to 1279 code for a protein of 392 amino acids.
UGCAUGCGCUCCUGGAAGGAAAUCCUUCGAAAUGCAAGCCAACAACAUUUGUAUAAAACAUGCCAGCAAUUAAAUUUGCACAGUAUACGUUGGAUCAAUAAUGGAGGAAAGUAUUAUUAGUCACAGAAAUGUUGCGUACAGUAUUAACAGCAAUGGAGAGGACAAUGUUUAUGAAACACUACCAUCGCUGGGUGGCACCCUCCCACACGAUCUCCCGGAAGAAGACCUUAAUGCAGCAACAGGAAAAGAAGUGUCGAUCAAAGUGCGAGUGCUUUGCUAUACUGUUGUCACUAUCUUAGCUCUAGUGAUAGCUGUCUUUUCUCUGAUAAUGGCUUCAGUAGGAGUGAUUUAUGAAUCCCAGAUUAACAAGCAGGAGAUUCAGGAAUUGAAUAUUCAAUUGAACCACACACGCCAACGGAUUCAAACUCUAUUCCAAGCGGAUCAAAACAUAAUAGCAACACUAAAAUUGGAGGGUAUAAGUUAUCCAGCCAGCUCAUGCAGUGACAUCCCUCAAUACAAACCAUCUGGAGAAUACUGGAUUGCUACUGACAGUACUAGCUCUCCUGUUAGGGUAUACUGUGACAUGGACCGAACAAGCUGUAGCUGCAACACUACAGGAGGAUGGAUGAGGGUAGCCAACCUCGACAUGACUGACUCCAACCAAAACUGCCCAGAUGGAUUCAGACUGGUGUCCAGGACAACACCACCACUGCGUACUUGUGGCAGACCUGGACCAGCAGGAUGUGUGUCUACUACCUAUCCAACUUAUGGGGUGGAGUACUCUCGAGUUUGUGGGAGAGUGAUUGGCUAUCAAGACAAAACUACAGAUGCUUUUGAUCCAUAUUUUGAUAACAGGACAUUGUCUAUUGAUGAUGUUUACGUUGAUGGUGUGAGUGUAACUCAUGGACAGUCGCCUCGUCAGCAUAUUUGGACAUUCGCUAAUGCAGCCGAUGAAACUCGUUCGACUAAUCUGGUGUGUCCCUGUACAAGACCUGACAUCCCCUACACUGGAGUUGUACCUCCCUUCAUCGGUCAAGACUACUUUUGUGAAACUGGAAGCCGACAAGAAAUUUCCCGAAUCUUUUACUCUGAUGACCCACUCUGGGAUGGUCAGGGGUGUGGGAGGGCCAGUACUUGCUGUGAGUUCAACAAUCCACCAUGGUUCUGCAAGCAACUCCCUCAGCCGACUACAGGCGAUAUCGAGUUGAGACUUUGUGCCAAUCUAGAUGUAGACAAUGAAAACACACCUCUUGAAAUUAUUGAGAUCUAUGUGCAGUAAAAAUGUGCUAUGCAUGCAUGAAUGUGUGUAUAAAUCACUGCAUGUGUCUGCAGUUCAUA